Cuscuta epithymum is the source of this 2915-nucleotide messenger RNA. Lineage: Eukaryota; Viridiplantae; Streptophyta; Magnoliopsida; Solanales; Convolvulaceae. The record is from the annotation of a GenBank genome assembly.
UCAUCCAGCAUAUAGAAUCUCUAGAAUCGUUGUGAUUGAAGUUCAGCUUUCAACCAAAAUUCAUAGUUUUUUCUCUAUUCCUAUUUCAGUGUCUCCAUUUUCAAGGGAAAACAUAUAUUCCUCCCUCGAUUUCGCGCGCUUUCCACCUCUGUGCAAGGAUUCCCCACCGACAGAUUAUCGAAUCCCUCUUGAGGUAAGUUGGGAGGGAUUGUCUCUCCUUGUUAAUCCCCCGCUCGGAGGUUUAUGAGUAGGAUGGUGUAGUAAUGAAGAUGCAAAAAUAUUUCCAUUCACUUGCACUUGCUUUUGCUCAUAGAAUGUGCAGCUGAUAGAAGUAUAGAGAAAUGGAAGAUAUUCGAGAUCAUGAAUCUCUGUUUCAGAGCUGGAUUGUUAUGGAUCCACCAGAAAUGGCAGAAUCCAGGCUUUUCAUUUUAUCCUGCAUGGUCGCAGGAUUAAUAGGGAUUUUGACGAUUUUUUACACUGCUUUUCAAUGGAGAAGGAAUAUAAACUUGGGAUGGAUGAAAGCCAUUGCUAGGUCAAAGAAACACCCGAAAGCAAGACACAAAGUUCCUGCUGCUCCACACAGUUGGGAGCUGGAGGAUGUCUCUAGAGGGAAAAACCUGAACUGUUUUGUAUGUUUAAAGUCGAUUUCUCUCUCACAAACGCUUGGUCCUAUGGUUACUUCAGAGUGUGUUUUUAAUAGGUGCAGCAUUUGUGGUGCAGCAGCUCAUCUGAGUUGUUCAUCAAGUGCUCAAAAGGAUUGCAAGUGUGUGUCUAUGAUUGGAUAUCAGCAUGUGGUGCAUCAGUGGGCAGUGCGGUGGACAGAAGUUGCUGAUCAACCAUUUGAGGCUUCUUUCUGUAGGUACUGUGAGGAGCCAUGCAGUGGAUCUUUUCUUGGCGGGUCCCCCAUAUGGUGCUGCUUAUGGUGUCAGCGUUUGGUUCAUGUUGAUUGUCAUAGUAGUAUGUGCAAUGAGAACAGUGAUUCUUGCGACUUGGGGCCUUUCAGAAGGCUUAUUUUGUCUCCACUUUAUGUUAAAGAAUUACAUCAGACUUCUUCGAGUGGAUUGCUAAGCUCUAUCACUCAUGGUGCCAAUGGGUUUGCAUCCUCUGUCCGUGCUACAAUUAUUAGAAGUCAAAGCAAGAAGCACAAGCAUAAAAAUGAUAAGCACUUAGCUGAGAUCUCAGCAGAAACAGGGAAUGAUUAUUCUGUUGGUGAUCUAUCAACUGAAUCCUCUGCUGAUACAAGUCAAGCAGUAAAUGGAUCCCAUAUGAUUGAGGAGAACUGUAAUGGUGGUAUACAUUCAGAAAGUGUUGACAAGGAGAGUGAUAAAGAAGUUAAGAUUUUGGAACCCAAGGCCAAAUUUAAGAAAAGUCCAUCUGCUAAUCAAAAGGAUGAUACUCAACCUAUUGAGAUAAAAUUGAGAUAUGAGGUGACUGAUAUGCCUUCAGAUGUUCGACCUCUGCUAGCUUUCAUUAACAAGAAAAGUGGGGCACAACGAGGGGAUUCACUUAGACGACGAUUAAGUGUCCUUCUAAAUCCUGUACAGGUGUUUGAGUUGAGCUCAACCCAGGGGCCGGAAGCUGGCCUCUUUUUGUUCAGAAAGGUACCACACUUCAGAAUUCUCGUUUGUGGAGGUGAUGGUACAGUGGGUUGGGUUUUAAAUGCCAUAGACAAGCAAGACUUUGUUUCACCCCCACCAAUGGCAAUACUUCCAGCUGGGACAGGAAAUGAUCUGGCUAGAGUUCUUUCUUGGGGUGGUGGUUUGGGUUCAGUUGAGAGACAAGGUGGCCUUUGUCCACUUUUGCGUGACAUAGAACAAGCUGCAGUCACUGUUCUUGAUCGGUGGAAGCUCUCAAUUUCUGACCAACAAGGAAAUCAGCUUCAAUCACCUAAAUUCAUGAACAAUUAUCUUGGGGUUGGCUGCGAUGCGAAGGUUGCACUGGAAAUACAUAAUCUGAGGGAGGAGAACCCAGAAAAGUUCUACAAUCAGUUCAUGAACAAAGUUCUCUAUGCGAGAGAAGGUGCCAGGAGCAUCAUGGACAGGACUUUUGCUGAUUUUCCUUGGCAAGUCCGAGUAGAGGUGGAUGGCAUUGAGAUUGAGGUUCCUGAGGAUGCAGAGGGUGUCCUUGUUGCUAACAUUAGCAGUUAUAUGGGAGGUGUGGACUUGUGGCAGAACGAGGACGAAAGCUACGAUAAUUUUUAUCCUCAAUCCAUGCAUGAUAAGAUACUUGAGGUUGUCAGCAUUUCAGGAACAUGGCAUCUUGGGAAGCUUCAGGUAGGACUAUCUAAAGCAAGGAGGCUUGCUCAGGGUCAGUCAAUCAAAAUACAACUCUUUGCGGCCUUUCCUGUCCAAAUAGAUGGAGAGCCUUGGUAUCAACCACCUUGCACGUUGACUAUAACACACCAUGGACAGGCGUUCAUGCUAAAGAGAGCAGCAGAAGAGCCACUUGGGCAUGCAGCUGCCAUAAUUGCUGAUGUUCUUGAGAAUGCGGAAUCGAGCCAGGUGAUUAAUGCAUCGCAGAAGAGAGCACUUCUUCAACAAAUGGCAAUGAAACUGUCCUAGACAAUCUGUUUUAAUUUUCAAAGAACUUGACACUGCUGUACUUUUAGGUUGUUUAGAUCUUAUUGUUAUUACUGUUCAGUUAUAAUAUAGGUUGUCCAUUGUCAAGAAAUUUCUCAUCACAAAUUUGUGUUAAAAAAAAGCGUGUUGGAAAAUUUGUCUGUAUAUGAACUUUACAAAGGUUGAUAGGAAGAUGCAAAUUUUGUUCGAGUGCUACCAAGGUGUAUAUUUUAUGUCCAAAAACAAAUACGAAGUAUAUCAUUCCAUAUGAAAUAGAGCUGAGGUUGUAUGAAUUUUUGUAGUACUUUUUAAAUGUGUAUAAUUCAUGUUCCAAUGAGAUGGGAUACUCUUCAUCUU